AUGCCUCCCAAGCCACGUCCUAUCAAACGAAAAGAUUCUUCGGCAUCCAAGAACCCCCCUAAUGCAACCACAAAUGCUUUCACCACAUCUUCAACUGCGUCCAAACCUGUCAGUGCUGCAGGCGCAAUGCUUCCACCUCCAGAUCCUCUUCCUCCACAGGCCAUCCUCGAACCCGAGUUGAACGCUAUGACAGCGUGCUUGAGGAAUGCGGCUGCGAAGACCGGUCAGAUCCAGGCGUUCUACGCGGACGCAAAGAGAUUGGAUAUAGAGAGAUACGCUCCGCAACCGCAUCAGGGUCUCACAACGGCACUGGGUAGGGAGUUUGAGAAAUAUGACCAGCUGUGCGAUGCUAUGGAAUCACAUCUGUUACAUGCGAUUGCCGUCUUGCAACGUGAUAUGGAGCGGGAACGAGCACGUCUGAGAGCAGAGGCUGAAGCCGAAGCGUUGAAGCCCCCACCAGAGAAGAUCGAACCACCUCCCUCCGAAAUCAACGUUGACAACAGUCAACCAGGCGAACCAGCCUCAACCGGAACUCGUCCAUCUUCACCUACAAUUCCUCCCUUCACCAUCCCUCUAGACCCUUCCUUAUCGCCAUCUACCAGCAAGCAAUCUUCUCCUCCUAUCCCCGGUGGCACGACGCCAGCCGCCCGACGUCAAUCCACCAUCUCCCUCUCCAGCCUCAAUCGCCCCCAAUUCCCUCACAAGCUUGACCUCUCCGCCGCUGCUCUACGCAUCAACCCAGAAGAGAUCCAGUCGGGUCUCGCGUCGCCCGUGACUCUCGCUCCGAAGUCUGGUAGGAUAACAGCCACGAACGAAUACCCUCCCGACCUAUUUGCCACUAUACACUCAGCAUCGAUGUCGAACGGUCCAGUCCCUGAUCCGUCGAAUAACGCAUCCAACAGACCUGUGGACAUCGAUCUGACUCUGGACUCCGAUCCACCGCAAACACAGGUUGGGCUGGGCAACUCAGCGGAUAAACCUAUAGAAUUGGACUUGGAUAUCGAGAUGGCGGACCUUUUCUCCGAUGGUGUCGAUGGAGUAGACGGAAACAAUCAGGAACUGUUUGGCGCACCACCACCGGAAACUGGAGGUUCAGAGCCCGGGCUGAAGAAAGAAGGGGAUGACCAGAAUAUGAGCAUGGAUAUGAUGGACUUUUCGGGUGUCCGAGAAGCGGGCCCAGUGCCGGAGGACCUCUUCCAGUCGUUGGCGAACCAGAGCAACGCCGCAGAGGGGUCUGGCUUUUUCCCCUCAGAUUCUUUGGUGCCUCCGGCGGAGAAUAACGAGCCUGGUUCUUCGACUCAAGGAGCGGCGGUAUCGCCUGGUACACUUCUGGCGAAUAUUGGCGACUCUUCUGGCCAGGACGGAGGCACGGGCGGGGAUACGAAUUUCGAUAUUGAUAAUAUAGACUUCGCGGCCUUUAGCUCGACCUUUGAUUUUAACGGUGCUGAGGACGGGGGAUUGGACAUGGAUGCAUUGUUGAAUCUGGGACAUGUCAAUGCAGAAGGGGACGCGGCGGGAGGCGUAUCCUAA
Messenger RNA from Stereum hirsutum FP-91666 SS1, 1530 nucleotides. RefSeq lists its product as uncharacterized. The transcript has 4 exons. Bases 1 to 1530 code for a protein of 509 amino acids. NCBI's taxonomy places the organism in Eukaryota, Fungi, Basidiomycota, Agaricomycetes, Russulales, Stereaceae. The record is from RefSeq and is a predicted model, not a curated record.